AAUGAAAAUGUGCUAGCUUGUUCAAAAGCAUAACAAUCAACUUGGCUUCAGUGAAGAAUGGAGUUUGAUACUUAUCCCAUCAAUCGCUGCUCCAAAAGGAACGAGAAGAUUUAUCAAGAAUGGUUUAGUUCUGCUGAUUCGGAUGGAGAUGGACGUCUCAUCGGAAAGGAUGCCACCAGCUUCCUUGCAAUGUCAAACUUGCCUCGUGAAGAUCUCAAGCAGGUGUGGGCAAUUGCAGAUUCGAAACGGCAAGGAUAUCUUGGUUUUAAAGAGUUUAUAACUGCAAUGCAGUUGGUCUCUUUGGCUCAAGCUGGCCAUGCUGUGACAAGUGAUUUCUCAAAUGCUGACGUUGACUUCGAGAAUUUACAGCCACCUACAAUGGAAGGUCUGGACGGACUUCUCGCUAAGAAGAAGCGCGUGGCCAAAUGGGUACCUGACGGUAAUGGCAGUCUUACGCUAUCUUCCCGAGCUAAUUGGUUUUCAUCGUCAAAAUCUGCAAAGAAGGUGAGUGUCCCUUCAAACUAUGUCACAUCAAUAAUCGAUGGACUGAAGAAAUUGUACGCCAAAAAACUAAAGCCACUGGAAGUUGCAUAUCACUACAGUGAUUUUGUCUCUCCUUUAUUGGCAAAUAGUGAUUUUGAUGCCAAACCAAUGGUGAUGCUUUUGGGUCAAUACUCCACUGGCAAAACAACCUUCAUUAAGCAUUUACUCAGAUCUAGCUAUCCAGGUGCUCAUAUUGGACCGGAGCCUACAACAGACAGAUUUGUUGUCGUCAUGAAUGGACCUGAUGAAAGAAGUAUCCCAGGGAACACAAUUGCUGUUCAAGCAGAUAUGCCAUUUAGUGGUUUGACAACUUUUGGAACGGCGUUUUUGUCAAAGUUUGAAUGUUCUCAAAUGCCUCAUCCUCUGUUAGAGAAUAUCACAUUUGUCGAUACACCCGGAGUGUUAUCAGGGGAAAAGCAACGAACACAGAGGAGCUAUGAAUUUACGGGGGUGACGUCCUGGUUUGCUGCUAAAUGUGAUCUCAUUCUGCUUUUAUUUGAUCCUCACAAACUUGAUAUUAGUGAUGAAUUCAAACGUGUGAUUGCAUCUCUUCAAGGACACGACGAUAAGAUUCGUGUGGUAUUGAACAAAGCCGACAAAGUUGAUACCCAACAACUUAUGAGGGUUUAUGGAGCUUUGAUGUGGUCUUUAGGGAAAGUUCAGAAUACCCCUGAAGUAUCACGUGUCUACAUCGGAUCAUUUAAUGACAGUCCUAUAAAUGAGGAUCUCACAGGGCCUUUGGGGAAAGAACUUUUCGAGAAGGAACAAGAUGAUCUCCUUACAGACCUGAAAAACAUACCGAAAAAGGCUUGUGAUCGCCGUAUAAAUGAAUUCGUAAAACGCGCUAGAGCUGCAAAGGUACAUGCUUAUAUUAUAAGUCACCUGAAAAAGGAGAUGCCCGCUAUGAUGGGCAAAUCUAAGACACAGAAAAGACUGAUCGAUAACUUGGCUGAUGAAUUCGUAAAGAUUCAAAAAGAACACCAUCUACCAGCUGGGGAUUUUCCAGAUGUUGAACAUUUUAGAGAAAUUCUGAGUGGUUAUAACAUUGACAAGUUUGAGAAAUUGAAACCCAAGUUGAUACAAGCUGUUGAUGACAUGCUUGGUUAUGACAUCCCUGAACUUCUCAAAAAUUUCAAGAAUCCAUACGAGUAACUAGGUACGUAGAGUACCGAGUUAUAUCUGCAGUGACGAAGCCAGAAAUUUAUACAAAGAGAUUCAAAUAAUACUAAUCACACAUAGGAUUUGAACUUGUGACUCGAAGGCGACUUAAGGGAUGCAACAGUUCACAUAUAACCAAAAAUAUUUGUUUUUAA
Messenger RNA from Solanum tuberosum (potato), 1856 nucleotides. Its product is annotated as EH domain-containing protein 1-like. Lineage: Eukaryota; Viridiplantae; Streptophyta; Magnoliopsida; Solanales; Solanaceae. Gene Ontology annotation, cellular component: plasma membrane; cytoplasm. The coding region runs from base 58 to 1695 and encodes 545 amino acids. The record is from RefSeq and is a predicted model, not a curated record. Gene Ontology annotation, biological process: endocytosis; endosomal transport. Gene Ontology annotation, molecular function: protein binding; calcium ion binding; GTP binding. The transcript has 16 exons.